This is a messenger RNA of Odobenus rosmarus divergens (Pacific walrus), 1008 nucleotides long. It is a transcript of the gene UFM1, whose product is annotated as ubiquitin-fold modifier 1. Gene Ontology annotation, cellular component: nucleus; cytoplasm. The record is from RefSeq and is a predicted model, not a curated record. The transcript is spliced from 6 exons. Bases 81 to 338 code for a protein of 85 amino acids. NCBI's taxonomy places the organism in Eukaryota, Metazoa, Chordata, Mammalia, Carnivora, Odobenidae. Gene Ontology annotation, biological process: protein K69-linked ufmylation.
GGCGGUGCGUUCCCCGGCAGCGCAGAGGAAGUGGGAGACCAGCGGAAUUGGCGGGGAUCUCUACCGGGAGCGGCUCCACCAUGUCGAAGGUUUCCUUUAAGAUCACGCUGACGUCGGACCCGCGGCUGCCUUACAAAGUACUUAGUGUUCCUGAAAGUACACCUUUCACAGCAGUCUUAAAGUUUGCAGCAGAAGAAUUUAAAGUUCCUGCAGCAACAAGUGCAAUUAUUACCAAUGAUGGAAUAGGAAUAAAUCCUGCCCAGACUGCUGGAAAUGUUUUCCUAAAGCAUGGCUCAGAACUGCGAAUUAUUCCUAGAGAUCGUGUUGGAAGUUGUUAAUAUCUGCUACCUGGAACAUAAGAUGACUUUUCCAAAUAAAUAUUGGUAUUGUUGUAAAACUGAAAUCAGGCAUUUAAGACACUAUGAAAACACCAGUAGUUGAUGAAAUAAUGAAGGGUAACUCUGUCCCUUCUUGUUAUUCACACUCUUCCUGUGAAGAGGGACUGCUUAUGCAUAGAGGUUAUCAUCUCCACAGAAGAUCAUAGUCUGUCAUUGCUACCUCACAACACACACAGGUAGUUCAUUCGGGCUAAGUGGAUUAUCCAGCUGUGUUUUGUAAGUGGUGGAUGCUUCUGAUAACUCUUUCUGAGAACAUUUGGAAAAUUGAAGUUUACUGAAUCUUCCUAUUUGUCUGAGUUAAACAUUUAAAAGGACUAUGGGUCAUACAUGGCAGUUUGCUUGAUAGCAUCUGACUUACACACUUAAAAACAGUUGAAUUCUCAAUUGUAUAUUGUUCAUGAUAAAGGAUAUAGACAUAUCAAUGAAUACGUAACUAUGUUUAACUUUUUAUCAUUUAGGUUUUCUUAAGUUUCAAACUAUAUCAGAGACUCCAAAAUUGAAUUUUUUGAUCUAGCCCUUUUGUGUAAAAUUGAUACCUCACACCAGAGAGUUUUAACUAUGAUCUUGCAGAAUCCACUACUUGGUAAGAAUUGAGAAUAAAGUUAGAAGC